This is a messenger RNA of Penicillium waksmanii, 363 nucleotides long. Its product is annotated as BTB/POZ domain protein. The transcript is spliced from 2 exons. The coding region runs from base 1 to 363 and encodes 120 amino acids. The record is from RefSeq and is a predicted model, not a curated record. NCBI's taxonomy places the organism in Eukaryota, Fungi, Ascomycota, Eurotiomycetes, Eurotiales, Aspergillaceae.
AUGCCUCUUAAUCUCUUCAUGGCUACCUUUGAUGUCUGUCAGGAAGGGGAAACAGGAGUGAUCAACCUACCCGACGACGACCCUGAUGCAAUCAAAAUCAUGGUGCAGCAUGUUUACGGAAAACGCCUCAAAACCUGCAAAACGACUAUAAAAGAUAACUGUGACGAUUGUCGUGCCCGAUUGAGUUUGGAAGUCUAUGCCGUUGCCGACAAAUACUUGAUCCCCUCACUCGCCGUGAGCGCGAGAAAUGAGUUCAAAGCCUGGGCUGCCACCGAGAUGGGCACAAAACCUGGGCGCGCGUCGUGGAUGAGAUCUGGGAAGGACAUGGAUAUUCUGGCCUCUAUCCUGCCAUCGAGACGCUGA